Molecule: messenger RNA, 3139 nt
Organism: Drosophila busckii
Lineage: Eukaryota; Metazoa; Arthropoda; Insecta; Diptera; Drosophilidae
Gene: Usp2
Product: ubiquitin carboxyl-terminal hydrolase Usp2
Exons: 11
Coding region: 395-3109 (904 amino acids)
Biological process (GO): protein deubiquitination
Cellular component (GO): cytoplasm
Molecular function (GO): cysteine-type deubiquitinase activity
Source: RefSeq, a predicted model, not a curated record
AAUAAUGUUCGAUAGUAUCGAGCAGCGCUGUGGGCUGAAAAAUUGCAUAUAAAAAUAAUAAGCCAAUAAACUAAGUUAUUACCAUUUUGCCUAAUCUACACUGCAACAAUAACGGGUCUUACAUCUCUAAGCAUAAGCAACUGUAAACUGAUAGAAACAACAACAACUAAGCAUAAUAAUAAAUAGCAAAACAUGUAAACAAAACUGCAAAAAUUUCAACAAAUUCAAGCAAUAGCAACAAAGCAACGCCAAAAAGCAAGUAACGGUUCAACGGUUUAACGGUUCAACAGUUAGAGAAGCAUUCUGCAGAGAGGCGACGUCUUGAGUUUCGAGUGGUGGCUCUAAAACGGCAAACUGUUGCGUUUGAAGCGGUAGAACGCUGCUGGCCACUAAUAUGCGUGUGAUUUCGCCGCGUAGAUCGUCAACGUCAGCAGCGGGUAGCAGCAGUCUAUACGGCACAACAUCCUCCAGUGGCAGCGGCAGCGGCAGCAGCAGCUCCACAAACAGCAGCAACAUUAACAACAGCAGCAGCAUUAGCGGCGGCCACAGCAGCAGCAGCAGCGGCGUUGGCGCCACAAGCAACGGCUAUAGCCGCUACCCCUCCUCGUACUACGAUCGCGGCAGCAGUCUAUCCAAAUUAUCCGCUGCCUCAACAUCCGCAUCCUCAUACAAUUAUCACAGCAGCGCCAGCAGCGGCGUCGGCAGUGGCAGCAGCUACUAUCCAAGCUCCUAUACGCCGCGUCUUAGCACGCAGCGCAAUAGCAUUGGCUCCAGCUCAUAUCUAGGCGGUGGUGCAUCCUCCCAUCUAAGCAGCAGCAGCAGCAGCAGUUCGGGCUAUCGCAAUUCGUCUUAUCUCAGCAACUACAACAAUGAUGCACUUGCGUUUGGCCGACACGGAUUGGCGCGCCGCACCAAGAGCGCCACAACGAAUGGCGAUGUCCUAGCCGCCGCCAGCAGCAGCAGCGGCGCAGCUAACUGCAGCACAUUAAAGAGCGACGACUAUGGCGGCGGCGGCGUCGGCGGAGCUGCUGCGACGCUGCGUCGCGAUCGAGACAGAGACGCUGCUGCUCGCAAGCUGCCGCCAAGUGGCAGCGAUGCCAAUGGCAACAAUCGCGACAGCUGCGGCAGUAUUAAACGUUUGUCUAGCUCAUGCUCAUCAUCAUCCCUAGCACGUUUAGUGGCCACCUCUGGUCUGGAUAUGUACGAAAAGUACAGUCCCGCCAACUAUAAACCCAACUGUGAACUGUCACGUUCCAGAUCGGCUGUCAAUGAAGUCGCCGGCGCCGACGCUGAAAGCAGCAGCAACAAACUUAACAACAACAGCAGCAAUGACAACAGCACAACUUGUACCGUUACCUUGGACAGACCGCGCAGCAGUCGCUACAGUCGUCUCUACAGCAACAGCAGCGACGCUGGCGACAACGAAGCAGCAGCAGCUGCAGCAGCAACAACAACACGCGUCAGCGGACGCAGCGGCAGCGGCAAAUAUACGCUCAGCACCAGCAGCAGCGGCGGCGAUGUGCCCACAGCAACAUUCACGCUGCGCAGCAAUCGCAGUCGACGCAGCGCAGCGUCGGAUGCUGCCACGCCCACAUCGAAUGGCCAUGCAGCCGCAGCAGCAGCAGCAGCAGCAGAGACAAGCAGCAGCAGCAAUGGGCUGGAUGCGAAGCUCAAUGGACUUUCGCUGCUUUCGAGUUCGCCCAAGCGCAAUGCAAUCUAUGCCAGCGAUACGACAGAUGAUGCAACUGCCACAAAUGGUGGCGACACAGCUGUAACUGUUACUGUCUCUGCUGCUGCUGCUGGUGCGCGUGCUGCCUCUGCUGCUGCUGCUGCUGAUGAAAAUGGCGAUGUUGAUGACGAUGGCGAUGUUAGUGCCACAGCAACUGUAACGCUCGGCGAUGGGGCACGCAGCAAGUCGGUGCGCAUUGGCAGCUCCUCGAGCGCUCGCUCGGUGCUGCCCCCAGUCUCGCCCACGUCCAGUCGCUACUGGGAUCGGGACAGCGGUCGCGGCAGCAGCAAUAUCACAACCACUUCCAUUGGCUCCUCACUGAGCAGCAAGCAUAACAGUCUUGACGAGAAUGGCAAGAGCUCGCGCGAUGAGAAGUCUGAGGGUCUCUGCGGUCUGAGAAACAUUGGCAACACCUGUUUCAUGAACUCGGUCAUCCAAUGCCUGAGCCACACAACCGAGCUGACUUGCUUCCUGCGCGCCUAUCACGCCAGCACGCGCUCCUCCAACAGCAAGGAUCAGCAGAUACUGCAUGAGUUUGCCAAGCUCAUACAGGAGAUGUGGACAUCGGAUGUGCAUAGCGUAACGCCUAUGGAAUUGAAGCGCGCAUUCUCGAGCAAGCAUCGCAUGUACAGUGACUACAAUCAGCAGGAUGCGCAGGAGUUUUUACGCUUCUUCCUCGACUCGCUGCACUCGGCACUCAACUCGGGCAUCAAAGGUGAAACGCUUAACAUUGAUGAUAAUCUCAGUGACAAUAAAAAGGCCGAUUUGACUUGGGAGUGGUAUGCACGGCAUGAGAAUUCGCUGAUACGCGAUUUGUUUGUGGGCCAGCUGAAGAGCACGCUGAAGUGCACCACAUGCGGCAAUACGAGCGUCACUUUUGAUCCCUUUUGGGAUUUGAGCGUGCCGCUGCCUUCGUCGUCGCGCUGCAAACUAGAGGCUUGCCUGGAUUUGUUCAUACGCGAGGAGGUGCUCGAUGGCGAUGAGAUGCCCACAUGCGCCAAAUGCAAGACGCGCAGAAAAUGCACCAAAAGCUUUACCAUACAGCGUUUUCCCAAAUAUUUGGUUAUACAUCUAAAGCGUUUCUCCGAAACACGCUGGAGCAAGCUGUCAAACAUUGUGGAGUUUCCAACGGGCGAUCGUGAGCUCAACAUGGCCUCCUAUGGCGCCAACGCAAAUUCGAAUGUGCAUUAUUCGCUCUAUGCGAUCUCCAAUCACAUGGGCUCAACGGCUAGCGGUCACUAUGUAGCACUUUGCAAGCAUCCAGUCUCACGCAAAUGGCAUGAGUUUAACGAUAAUAGGUACUCUAGCGUUACUGAUGCUAUACCUGAACAUCGUCUCGUUUCAUCCAGUGCCUAUAUUUUAUUCUACGAACGAGCGUAAGGCUAAGCAACUCAACAAAAAAAAACAAUA